UGAAAGGGUUUUCGUUUUUCCUCCCUCUCACUCGCGAAGACUCUCCCCUCUGUUCUGCAUAUUUUCUCUGGUGAAGAAGAGAAACUCGUUUCUUGCUGCCUCGAUCAAAUCUCGUUUCUGCUGAUUCCUACAUUUCCAUUUUUUAUUUGGUCUUCGAAAGUUGGGUGAUGUAACUGGUCGUUUUGAAGCGGCGAAAAACGGGUAUGUGUUGGCGAGCUAAGGGUGGACAACACGAAGAAAGUGUGGUUGCGAGCUGUGAGGUGAAUAAUGUCACAAAUCUGAAUUUAAACUAAUAAUUGAUCACAACAUCAAAAAAAGGUACCUUGGUGGUGAAGACGUUGUGCUGAAGUGGUGGAGUGUGCUUCUUUGAUUGGUCAGUUUCAUCUCAAGGUUAGACGUAGGUUGAGCUGAAGGCGAAAUUAUAUGGCCAAAGGCAUUGAAUUUGGUGAGGAGCUCUGAUGCUUAAGGUGUCGAAGAGCUUGCUGAUGCGGUCAAAGUGGCCAUGCGUCCCAAGGUGACUUAGUUUCGGCACAAUGGGUUGUAGAUUUUUGGAGCUACGUUACUAUGGAAACCAUUUUAUUAGAACCAACAAGUUUGCAGCCUUCUACCUGAAUUCGAUGUUUUAUCACACUUCAAAUGAUGCUCUCAGCCUACAAUGGUAUCAUAAUGAGUUUCCCAAGGUGAAGGAAUUGACCCAUUUACUAGCAAAUGUGGAUGCAGUUAAUGGUAGACUCAUUGAUGUGAAGAGCAAUUCAACCUUUUUUGACGAUGACAUUGAGCGUGACAUGUGUACUUUCAAGUCCCUUGUUCGUGGGUAUGUUGGGUCGACAUUUGUUCAACACAAAAUGAAACAUGUCCUGGCCUCUUUUGUUUCAAAUGUAAAAAAUGAAUCUUUUACCCCUUUUGGUAAAGCAACUGAAAGAGAGCCUAUGGUGGUUGAUUCACUAACUAAAGUGAGCAACUUUCUUAAUGUUUCUGCUCAACAAAGGAAGUUGGUUCGUCACAAAGUUUGCUCCCAGGUUACUCAGCAUCGCAUAUGGACUGGUGCACUUAAAGAAGUUCUGAAUGGUUUUGCAAUUGAUUUGGAUUGUUUGUCUUCUCGGGGCUUAAACAACAAUGCUUUAUUGGGUGCCCAAAUUGUUCAUAGCUGUUUGAACUUUCUGACUGAAAUUGGUGUCUUUUCAGAUCCUGGGUCUUCUUCAUGGAUGAAGCUUUCAUCUUCUAAAGUUGAUUUCACCGACUCACGAAAAUGGGAAGAUGUUCUUGUGAUGUUCAAUGAUCUGAUUGAAUGCUGUAGAAAGGAAACGAGGUUAAAGUUGCAUGUAGCUAAGGCUGAGAUCACGAAGGAGGGGCUUUUGCACAUAAGGGAUGUUUCGGUUGACAAGAAUGUUGGAUAUAAGGAAGCUCAGCAUCAAGAAAGCCUUGUGAGGAAGAAGCUUUCCAAAAUGUUGGGUCACUCCUCUCGUUGCUUAUUCACUUUAUUACUGUAUUACCUCUAUGGAAGGGUGGUAGAUAUUGAAGUAGACAUGUGCGGUGGGGUCAAUGGAAGUAAUGGCAGGUUUUGCUUGUUUAUGGGAAGAAUCUUGACUUCAGAUAGUGAGAAGAUGGUUGGGCGUGGUGUGAAGCAGUUGGAUCGGGCACUUGGGAUUUUCAAGUUUGUGUGGGAAAUGGCUGAAAUGAAAGGGCAUUUGGACUUGCAGGGCCAUAUGUGGUGUGUUGGAGCUGACAAUAGAAUUCUUAGGUAUAGAGGUAACACAUACUUUGUGCAUGGAAUUUGCCUUUGAAUAGAGAUUAUUGUAUCACUUCAUCAUCUGAUCAUACUUCAUGGCACCUACAUGUCCCCAAUUAGCAGUUGCCUAUGAAAACCACUUUUUAUGUUUUAA
Molecule: messenger RNA, 1883 nt
Organism: Vigna unguiculata (cowpea)
Lineage: Eukaryota; Viridiplantae; Streptophyta; Magnoliopsida; Fabales; Fabaceae
Source: RefSeq, a predicted model, not a curated record